AUGGAGUCUAAGGAGUUCAAGGAUUUCGCCAAGGCGAUGGUGGAUUACAUCGCCGAGUAUUUAGAAAACAUACGUGACAGACAAGUAGUUCCAUCGGUGAAGCCAGGUUAUCUUCGGCCUUUGAUCCCUGACCAGGCCCCAGAGAAGCCAGAACCCUGGACCGCAGUGAUGGAUGAUUUAGAGCGCGUGAUCAUGUCUGGCGUUACCCACUGGCAUUCACCACGCUUCCACGCCUACUUCCCUACGGCUAACUCUUAUCCGGCUAUUGUAGCUGAUAUGUUAUGUGGCGCUAUUGCCUGCAUUGGAUUUACUUGGAUCGCCAGUCCUGCCUGUACUGAAUUAGAAGUCGUGAUGUUGGAUUGGCUUGGUCAGAUGCUUGACUUACCUGAACAGUUCCUUGCUCGGUCUGGAGGAGAGGGCGGCGGUGUGAUUCAGGGUACUGCCAGUGAGGCUACACUUGUUGCUCUCUUAGGAGCCAAGUCGCGUACUAUGCAAAGGGUAAAGGAGCAACAUCCUGAUUGGACUGAAGUACAAAUACUGUCUAAACUUGUUGGAUAUUGCAAUAAACAAGCUCAUUCGUCCGUCGAACGUGCUGGUCUCUUGGGCGGUGUGAAACUCCGAAGCUUGAAACAUGACAACAAAAGAAGCCUGCGUGGCGAAACUCUACAGGAAGCUAUUGAUGAGGAUAUUCGCAAUGGGCUCAUUCCUUUCUACGUGGUAGCCACAUUAGGUACUACAUCAUCUUGUGCAUUCGAUAAUCUUGAUGAGAUCGGCGACGUGUGCAAGGCGCGCGAUGUGUGGUUGCACGUGGACGCCGCCUACGCUGGAUCUGCCUUUAUUUGCCCCGAGUACCGCUACCUCAUGAAGGGCGUUGAGAAAGCCGAUUCUUUCAACUUUAACCCUCAUAAAUGGAUGUUGGUCAAUUUUGACUGCUCUGCUAUGUGGCUGAAACAGCCACGAUGGAUUAUCGAUGCUUUCAACGUAGACCCUCUUUACUUAAAGCACGACCAACAGGGAGCCGCUCCUGACUAUCGCCAUUGGCAAAUUCCUCUCGGACGUCGCUUCCGUGCCCUUAAAUUGUGGUUUGUUCUAAGAUUGUACGGAAUUGAAAACAUUCAAAAAUUCAUUCGAAAACAUAUUGCGUUGGCCCAUCUGUUUGAGAAGCUGUGCCUUGAUGAUGAGAGAUUUGAAUUGUAUGAAGAAGUAACAAUGGGUUUGGUUUGCUUUAGAUUGAAGGGGAGUAAUGAUACCAAUGAGGCUCUUUUGAGGCGCAUCAACGGGCGUGGCAAAAUUCACCUCGUGCCGUCUAAAGUAGACGAUGUUUAUUUCUUAAGACUUGCAAUUUGUUCUCGAUUCUCAGAGGAAAGCGAUAUUCGUAGUUCCUGGGAGGAGAUAAAGGAAUCGGCUGACGAAGUUCUUGCAGAAAAC
Molecule: messenger RNA, 1428 nt
Organism: Brenthis ino (lesser marbled fritillary)
Lineage: Eukaryota; Metazoa; Arthropoda; Insecta; Lepidoptera; Nymphalidae
Source: the annotation of a GenBank genome assembly